Momordica charantia (bitter melon) is the source of this 1385-nucleotide messenger RNA. RefSeq names its product GDSL esterase/lipase At1g71691. Gene Ontology annotation, molecular function: hydrolase activity, acting on ester bonds. NCBI's taxonomy places the organism in Eukaryota, Viridiplantae, Streptophyta, Magnoliopsida, Cucurbitales, Cucurbitaceae. The record is from RefSeq and is a predicted model, not a curated record.
ACCCUUCCCAUUAAACUCCUUCACCUUCACCUUCACAGCUAUAUCAAUACCAGCCACCAGACCUCCUUAUUCACGCACUCAAACAAGCUGAUCGGGAUCCCAUUAAGUAGAAUGUUGAUGGGCAAUCUCAAGUUCUGUUGUUACAGCAUGGCGGUUGUUAUGGCCAUGGGGAUGGUGCUCUUUGGUGCUGCAGUUGGCCAAUUUGCACAAGGUGGGGAUGGGGGGAGAAGGGCGGAGAUGGUACCCGCCAUGUUCGUUUUUGGCGACUCUCUCAUUGACAAUGGAAAUAACAACAAUCUUCCUUCUUUCGCCAAAGCCAACUAUUUCCCCUACGGCAUCGAUUUCAAUGGGGGCCCAACUGGCCGCUUCUCCAAUGGCUACACCAUGGUCGAUGAAAUAGCGGAGCUGCUAGGACUCCCAUUAGUUCCCGCCUUCUCUGAAGCUUCGGGAGCCCAGUCCCUGCACGGAGUCAACUAUGCAUCCGCUGCCGCAGGCAUUCUUGAUGUUACGGGAAGGAACUUUGUGGGCCGCAUACCCUUCAAUCAACAGAUCAGGAACUUUGAGAACACGCUCGAUCAGGUUAGUAACAAUCUAGGGGCGGCCAACGUGGAACAGUCCAUCGAACAGUGCAUAUUCUUUGUGGGAAUGGGGAGCAACGACUACCUUAACAACUAUCUCAUGCCCAAUUACCCCACCCGGAAUCAGUAUAAUGGUCAGCAGUACGCGGAUCUGUUGGUGAACCAGUACUCGCAGCAGCUCACUAGGCUUUACAAUCUGGGAGGCAGAAGGUUUGUGAUUGCAGGGUUGGGGCUCAUGGGGUGCAUUCCAAGCAUCUUGGCACAGAGCGCCACGGGAAGCUGCUCGGAAGAAGUGAACCAACUUGUUCGACCUUUCAAUGUCAACGUGAAGGCGAUGAUAAACCAGCUGAAUACCAACCUUCCAGGGGCAAGAUUUACUUACAUUGACAUAGAAAGCAUGUUCCAGGACCUGCUUGUCAACUCUAGAUUCUAUGGGUUGAGCGUGGUGAACAGGGGAUGCUGUGGAAUUGGCAGGAACAGAGGCCAAAUCACGUGCCUCCCCUUCCAAACCCCCUGUCCAAAUCGAGAUCAGUACAUCUUUUGGGAUGCCUUCCAUCCCACCGAAGCAGUUAACAUUCUCAUGGCCAGGAGGGCCUUUAAUGGCGACCAAUCCGUUAUUUAUCCUUUCAAUCUCCAGCAGCUCGCUACUCUCUGACCCAACCCAUCUACCUUUUUAACCCUCAACGCCAUUGAUGAUGCAUGGCACAAUUUUCUUGAAGAAAUUGCAUCACUUUGUAGUUUCCUACAAUGAUUGUCAUGUAAUGUCUUCUUAUAACAGGCAAUGCAAGAGUACAUUUACUAGUUUCG